CAUAGACAGUCGCAGUCUCACUCACAGAACCCACCCAACAGCCAGCUGCUCCGGCUUCGAUCGUUUCCCCACGUCUCGCCUCGAGAGCUUUCGUUCCCUUUCCUUUCCGCUCCUCCCCUUCUUCCUCUUCCCCCGAAACCUUCGAGCCCCCGAGAGCCGAAAAAAUAAAAAAAUCAAGCCUAGGGAGGACAGGGAGACGACAGCGACAGCCUCGCGGCGCCGGCCGCCGGGUCGUGGCCGGGAAGUGGGCCGCAAGCGCAUGGCAUCGUCCCGGGUGAUGGCGGCGUCGUCGCAGCCGCCGCGCUCCGGCUCCUCCGAUCUCGCGAGGUUCAGGAGCGCCAGCGGCAUCGGAUCCAUGAAUAUGGACGACAUCCUCCGCAACAUAUACGGCGAGACGCCCCCGGCGGGCGCCGGAGGCGCCUCCGGGGAGCCCUCCCCCGCGCCGGAGGCCGCCGCCCGGCGGACGGCGGAGGAGGUGUGGAAGGAGAUCUCCGCCACCGGGGGUCUCUCUGCUCCCGUCCCCGCUCCUGCUCCCGCCGGCGCUGGAGGCGGCGACGGGGGUGGCGCGUCCGUGAUGACCCUGGAGGAUUUCCUGGCCAGGGAGGAGGAUGCUAGGGUUACGGCGGUGGAGGGGAAUAUGGAGGUGGGGUUCCCUGAUGGGGCGGAGGGCGUGGUUGGAGGGCGACGACGAGGAGGCGGUGGUGGUGGGAGGGGAAGGAAGAGGGCGCCGAUGGAUCCAAUGGACCGCGCGGCCACGCAGCGGCAGAAGCGUAUGAUCAAGAACCGUGAGUCUGCGGCGAGGUCCAGGGAGAGGAAACAGGCCUACAUCGCAGAGCUGGAAGCACAGGUCACUCAGCUCGAGGAGGAACAUGCAGAACUGCUGAGAGAACAGGAGGAGCAAAAUGAGAAGAGGCUUAAUGAGCUCAAGGAACAAGCAUUCCAGGUUGUCAUAAGGAAAAAACCAUCACAAGAUCUUAGGAGAACCAAUUCAAUGGAAUGGUAGAAGUAACCCAAGCUCUGUUGUUAUUCUCUUACAGUUACAGAGUUUCUUCUUUUGCUUUCUGUUACCCUAGUUGUCAGUGGGCGAUGUUAGAAACAGUGAGACUUAUUAGGUGAAGGACUCUCGCUCAGAAAGAGAACAGAAAUGUAGAGAAGGGGCCGUGCGUGAUCAAAAAGUCACGCCAUUCAGAAUUGGUGUGGAUCAGCUAUUUAAUUUUGUUGUGAAUUGUGGCUCGUAUGUAUGUACAAACAAGAAUAAGCAGGUUUGCAUGAAAGUAGACUAAAGUGGCCUCAUUACAAUUACAUUUGUAGAGAAUUAAGCCAAAGCUGUUAUGUUUGUGUUCA
This is a messenger RNA of Brachypodium distachyon (stiff brome), 1344 nucleotides long. RefSeq names its product bZIP transcription factor 12. The record is from RefSeq and is a predicted model, not a curated record. The transcript has 4 exons. NCBI's taxonomy places the organism in Eukaryota, Viridiplantae, Streptophyta, Magnoliopsida, Poales, Poaceae. Bases 260 to 1003 code for a protein of 247 amino acids. Gene Ontology annotation, cellular component: nucleus. Gene Ontology annotation, molecular function: DNA-binding transcription factor activity. Gene Ontology annotation, biological process: positive regulation of DNA-templated transcription.